Paramecium pentaurelia is the source of this 2338-nucleotide messenger RNA. NCBI's taxonomy places the organism in Eukaryota, Ciliophora, Oligohymenophorea, Peniculida, Parameciidae. The record is from the annotation of a GenBank genome assembly.
AUGUCAUUGGAAUAAGAGAGAAAAGUUUGUUCAAAACAUUCUUUGGAGAUUACAACUGUUGAUUUAAAGUAAUCAACUGCAAAAGAAGAUAAAUACCUUUGUAUAAAAUGUCUAAUUGAGAAGAUUGAUAUUUAAAAUAUGGCUUUAGUAGAUGAAACUAAAAUAAUGAUUAAGGAAAUGAAAAAUGAAUAAUAAACACUUAAAAUACAGGAAAACUAAAAAAGAAUAGAAACAUUAAAAUAAAUAUAAUGUUAAAUUAAAGAAUUCAAAGUUUAAAUUGAAAAUGUUAUUGAGAAAAUAUUAAUUAAUAUUAAUUAAAAAAUAUCAAUAAUAGAAAAGGAUUUAGAAUAAAUAGAUUAAAAACCAAAAAUUUAUAAAUUUGAAGAUGAAGUAGAAAUAUUAUCAAAAAAUUAUAAAGGAAGUUUUAAUUAUGAGAUUCCAUAAGAAUUUGAUUAAUUAGAUGAUGAUAGUCGAUUCUAUAAUUCUAUUUAAUAAAUGUUUUAAUCAUUUACAAAUAAUUAAAUAUAUACUUAAAUUAUUGAUAUUUUAUAAUAGAAUUAAAAAAUUGAAAAAUCAAAAGAAAUAAAAGCAUCAAGAAUUUAAAAAGAUUUAGAUAAAUCAGUAAAUAUAAUUAUUUAAAUUAUAGAAAACACCUUGCCUUAAUAUAAAAUGUAAUAAACAUGGAAAAGAGAUUAUAAUGCUUAAUUUAGAAUCAAAUGAAAUUGAAACUUGUAGAUAAAUAUGUGUAGAUUGUAUUCAUAAUAAUGAUCCUAUUAAAUAUUCAUCAUUAUAAGAUGCAAAUCUUAAAUGGGAUGAAUUUAAAGGUAAAACUUAAGAUAAAAUUAAAACAUUUUAGAAUUAAAGAUUAAUUUAAUAAGAAAAAAUAAUUUAAAAUCUAAAAGAAAUAAAAGAUUAAUAUACUUUAAUAUUAAAUGAAAUGAUUGAUAAAUUGAAUAAUGAAUCAUAAUCUAUUCAAUUAUAAUAAUUUAAUUAAAUAAAUAAAAUAGAUAUUUAUGAAUUUAAUUAAUAAUAAUUAGAUGAACUUACAUUAAUACUAAGUAAACAAGAUAAAUUUAAAGUUUUACAAGAUUAAUAAUUUAAUAUUGAAAAAGAAGAUCAAAUUAAAUAUAAUUUAAUUAUUAAUAAUCUAAUCAGUUUAUUUGAAUUUGAAUUAUUAAAAAGAGAAGAUAUAUUAAAGAUUUCAAAACAUGAUUAAUCCAUUGUUAAUACAACUUAAAUUGAAGAUUCUAAAUUAAAGAAUGAAAUAAUAAGAAAAAUCUAAAAAUUUGAUAUAUAUAAUGAUAUUUUCAAUUAAACUUUGAAUUUAUAUAAGUCUAUUAUUUAAAAUAUUUAAGAUUUAUAGAUUUAUAGUAAAGAAUAAUAAUAAAAUGAUUAAUAUGAAGGUAUCAUUCAAAAAUUCAUUGAAGAUACUAAUUAAAUUAAAUAAUUCCUGCUAAUUGAUUAAUUAUAAGAUUAAUUAAAAAGUAAAUAGAUAGAAAUUGAUUCAUAUUCAUUUAAGAUUAAUUAAUUAUCAUAGAAUUAUGAUGAUAAAGUUAAAUAAAUUGAAAUAUUGGAAAAUCAAAAUUUAUCUGCUUAAAACAACUAAAAAAAAAUAUCAGAAGAAUGUAAUAAUUGUAAAUUAUUUAUAUAUUUUAGAUGUUUCUUAGAUUGAUAAUCUUAAUUAAUUAAUAAAAGAUAAGGAAAAUGAUAUUUAUAACUUAAAUAAAUAAUUAUAAUAUACUGAAGAUUCAUUUAAAUAGUAGAUAUUAGAUUAAUAUCCUUCAAAUUUAACAUUUUCAUAAUCAUUUAAACAUAAUAAUUGUUAAAUCUCAUAAAAUGGAAAGGUUGUUUUUGGAACUACUAAGAACAAAGGUUGGUGUUGUUGUAUUUGUGACCAAAUGAUACCAAAACUUGGAUCAGUUAAAAUGGCAUUUAAAAUAUUAGAUGGUUGUGAUGACAUCAUGGUAGGAAUAGGUUUUAAAGAUAUUAUAUAAAAGAGUAAUUAUUAAGACGCUUAUAGAAUUGGAAAAGGGUAACUAUUAUAUUAUAUAAUAGAACAUAUUAUAUAUAUCACGAUGGUAAAUGUUUCAAUCAUCAUUAAGAAGAUAAGAAUGAUUAACAUUUAUCAUUUAAAUUUGCCAAUAAUGAUAUCAUAAUAAUAGAAAUUGAUAUUUAGAAAAAUUUUAUUAAAUGGAUUAAGUAAUCAUCUAAUGAAUCACUCGUAAAUAUUAAAUUAUAUACUAAGACCUUUGACAUAGAAACAUCUUAAGAUCUAUAUCCAUGUGUGAAUUUAUAUAAUAAUUCUAAAGUAGAAAUAUUAAGUCAAUUCAACAAAUGA